This is a messenger RNA of Yarrowia lipolytica CLIB122, 1023 nucleotides long. RefSeq lists its product as uncharacterized. The record is from RefSeq and is a predicted model, not a curated record. Gene Ontology annotation, molecular function: Hsp70 protein binding. Gene Ontology annotation, biological process: cellular response to misfolded protein. Gene Ontology annotation, cellular component: endoplasmic reticulum membrane. NCBI's taxonomy places the organism in Eukaryota, Fungi, Ascomycota, Dipodascomycetes, Dipodascales.
AUGAGCGAAAAACGCUCGUUUACGCCGGCGCAAAAGGCGGCCGUGGACCGGGUGCGCAAGUGCCGGACCUACGACUACUACGCCAUUCUGGACAUUGAAUCCACGUGUACGGACGGCGAGGUCAAGAGAGCGUACCGCAAGCUGGCUCUGAUUAUGCAUCCUGACAAGAACUCGGCUCCGGGCGCCGACGAGGCCUUCAAGCUGGUUUCCAAGGCGUUCCAGAUCCUGUCGGACCCCCAAAAGAAGCGAAUUUUCGAUCAGACCGGCUCGGAUCCAGAUUCUCGAGGCGGUGGAGGCGGGGGAUUCAGCUCGGGAUUCAGCAGAGCAGCCUCGGGAGGUGGAGGAGGCGGAGGCGGAUAUUACCGACAGGAAAUGACGCCGGACGAUCUGUUCAACAUGUUUUUUUCGGGCCAGGGAGGCGGGUUUGGAGGCGGUGGCGGGUUUGGCGGGUUCGAUUUCGGCCCGGGAGUGCGAGUUCACACGUUUGGAGGCGGAGGUUCGCCGUUCGAUGCGUUCAUGGGAGGUCCGCGAGCUGCGCAACAGAGAGCAGGUGCCCAAGGACAACAAAGACGACGCCAGGGAGCAGGCAUGCAAGGAGAGGAGAACUGGAACACACAGGUACUGUUUCCGACCAUUGUGCUCAUUCUGACGUUGUUUGUAAUUCUUCUGGGCGACUCGUUCAGCUCGCUGGCAGACCAGUCGCCACACUUUGAAUUCACACCAGCCCAUCCCUACACACACAAGAUGCAGACCCCCAAGUACAAGGUCGACUACUACGUGCGCAAGAAGGACGUGAUCAAUGGUCUCAGCAAGAGCAAGCAGCACCAGCUGGACAGCACGGUGGAGAAUAAUUAUGUCUACGACCUGAAGAACCGGUGCAACAGAGAGUAUGCCUACAAGCAGCAGAAGAUUCAGGACUCUCAGGGUUGGUUCUUUACCGAUGAAAAGGAGCUGGAGGAGGCCCAGAACAUGAAGUUGCCCUAUUGUGAUAAGUUGAAGGAUUUGCAGAGUAAUCUGUUGUAA